Molecule: messenger RNA, 921 nt
Organism: Callithrix jacchus (white-tufted-ear marmoset)
Lineage: Eukaryota; Metazoa; Chordata; Mammalia; Primates; Cebidae
Source: RefSeq, a predicted model, not a curated record
AUGAUGCCCUGUGGAGAGAAGAGGGGCAUAGGAGCAUGUCAGACACCAGGCACUGAAAACUUGCUAGAACUCAGCUCAGACCAAGCCCCGCCCCCAGGGGACCCACCCAAUCAGGCCUCGGUGCUGCAAGGCCCCGCCCCUUCACGGGUCCUUAGAGACUCCAGAAACGCCCCAAUUUGGCCCAAGGUCUUCUGGGAAACGGGGGCCAACAGCCUCCAGGUACACGAAUUGACGUCGGGCACGCACCACAAUCCCCAGGGGGCUCCGCUCCUCCAGGGGACGAACCCACUCCCCCGCCCUCCCUCAGGGCAUGCGCACAGGGGCAAGGGCGGGUGGGGGAAGGGCACCCGGACGUCCAGCUGCCGGCGGCCGCCGAGCCCCGCCCUCCGUUGCCUCCCGGGCGAUCUCCGGGGCGCGCCUCUCCCUCCUCCAGCCCAAGGUAGAUUCCCAAGCCAGGCUAUCGCUCUUCACCUCAGCUACCAGGUUCUCCACGACCACCUUCAGGAACGCCAGCAGCGUCGCGACCAGCCAGUGCCGGGACCCACCAGUGACGGGCUGGGACCUCGCUCACCGCGGCGGGACCUCUCCGUCUGGCCUCGGGCCCACCCAUUCCUGCCCCGUAGCCGAGCCGCGAUUGGCUGGAGGCCUGCCCGCCGCGGGGCGUCGAUUGGCUGGGCGGAGCCACCGGCCCUGGCCCGGAGACGCCGGACCCGCCUACCCCUUCCUAGCGCCCUGAGCCAUUUAAAGAAGUGCUACUGGCAGGGGGCGGGGCACCGCCUCGGGGGUGGAGGGCGGUGGAGCCAGCAGAACCGCUUCCUUUCACUCAGCUACCGUCUUUGCUCCAAGAGCGUCACCAUUGCUUCCUGUGGUCCCUUUUUGAUACGUCUGGACCCCUCCGCGGAGCCACAGAGGCUGAUAUGA